UCGAAAACUAUCUCGAGUUCAUUGGUAGUUUAAGUUGUUGUGUUAUAAAAGGCUACCAAACCUUCUCUACAUUUACAAUUUUUUGAAACAUUUCGCCGUCAUCACUUAAUAAACAUCAUCAAUGGCCACUGCUCAUCGGAACCUCACCGAAACAGAAGAGGAUGUUGCUGAAGCUCUUGAACUAGGCACCUUCACAGGAAUAGCAAAACUUGAAGGCAAUGGGAUUAGCGGUGGAGAUAUCAAGAAGCUGGAAGAAGCAGGGUAUCACACUGUGGAAUCAGUAGCUUAUGUCCCCAAAAAGACCCUUAUCACCAUCAAAGGAAUCAGUGAGGCCAAGGCUGAUAAAAUUAUUGCCGAAGCUCAAAAGCUGGUUCCCAUGGGUUUCUCUACUGCCACAGAAUAUCAUCAAAAGCGUGCUGAGCUUGUUCAAGUAACUACAGGUUCCAAAGAACUUGACAAACUGCUUGGAGGUGGAAUUGAAACAGGGAGCAUCACAGAAAUAUUUGGAGAAUUCCGAACUGGAAAAACUCAAUUGUGCUUAACUUUGGCAGUCACAUGUCAGUUGCCCAUUGAUCAUGGAGGUGCUGAAGGAAAAUGCUUGUACAUCGACACUGAGGGAACCUUCCGGCCGGAACGUUUGCUAGCUGUGGCUGAACGAUAUGGCUUAUCUGGCUCAGACGUCUUGGACAAUGUUGCGUGUGCUAGGGCAUACAACACUGAUCAUCAGUCCCAACUUCUCGUUCAAGCUUCAGCUAUGAUGGCCGAGUCACGUUACUCACUGUUGAUUGUCGAUUCGGCUACAGCGCUCUACAGGACUGACUAUUCAGGAAGGGGAGAACUAUCUGCCCGCCAAAUGCAUCUUGCUCGAUUUUUGCGCAUGCUUCUUCGACUUGCUGAUGAAUUUGGCGUGGCGGUAGUUAUUACCAAUCAGGUAGUCGCUCAAGUCGAUGGGGCUGCUAUGUUUGCUGCUGAUCCUAAAAAGCCAAUCGGCGGAAAUAUUAUGGCACACGCAUCUACUACUCGGCUUUACUUGCGGAAAGGUCGUGGAGAAACCAGAAUUUGUAAAAUUUACGAUUCACCAUGUUUGCCAGAAUCUGAAGCGAUGUUCGCAAUUUUACCUGAUGGAAUCGGCGAUAGCAAGGAAUAACCUCACCAUUAGAACUCCCUGUCGUUUGUUAACAACCUCCUUGUAUACAUUUUAAGAUACUUCUUUCAUCUUA
Messenger RNA from Daphnia carinata, 1220 nucleotides. RefSeq names its product DNA repair protein RAD51 homolog A-like (gene spn-A). Lineage: Eukaryota; Metazoa; Arthropoda; Branchiopoda; Diplostraca; Daphniidae. Gene Ontology annotation, cellular component: condensed nuclear chromosome. Gene Ontology annotation, biological process: DNA strand invasion; reciprocal meiotic recombination; chromosome organization involved in meiotic cell cycle. The record is from RefSeq and is a predicted model, not a curated record. The transcript is spliced from 7 exons. The coding region runs from base 122 to 1147 and encodes 341 amino acids. Gene Ontology annotation, molecular function: ATP hydrolysis activity; DNA strand exchange activity; ATP-dependent DNA damage sensor activity.